Messenger RNA from Penicillium paradoxum, 2097 nucleotides. RefSeq names its product PAS-associated C-terminal. The record is from RefSeq and is a predicted model, not a curated record. Lineage: Eukaryota; Fungi; Ascomycota; Eurotiomycetes; Eurotiales; Aspergillaceae. The transcript is spliced from 5 exons. The coding region runs from base 1 to 2097 and encodes 698 amino acids. Gene Ontology annotation, cellular component: nucleus.
AUGGAAUCGCCAUCCAUCCCAGACCAUCGCCCCCAGAAGAGAUCUCCCGCAAGAUCUGGUGCUAUUGUUGAAUCGCACGAUUUUGAAAGACAUUUCAAUCACUCAACUUGGACUUCCGUGCGCUCCGAUUCACCCCAGCAAACAUACGAGUCGCCAACAUUUGGCCAGCCAGCGAUUGGAAGACCACCAAUGGGAUUGCCACAGCCAUCGAUGCCUUUAAAGCCCAAUGCUAAUGGUCUCUCUAAUGGUGUUAAUAAUCGCGAGCCUGUUGACAAGCCCUCCAUCGAUCAGGAGUCUGUAGCGGGUUCAAUCGCUACCUUGGACUUGGGCUACCAUUCCAUAGGCCAGCCACAGUCACGCCGCGAGAAGCACUCAUCGUCUUCAACAGGCCAAGUGUGCGACCAGCGAUCUUUUAGCAACCUCUCCUUCGACCAGCAUUCUAUCGAAACCCAAUCGCUUGGUCACCAUUCUAUAGGCGGGUCACCGGGUAGAUAUUUUCUAUCGCCUAGUUCCUCCACCCGCGAUCUGCGCUCGUCGGCUUCGAACAGGUCGCUAUGGCGAAACUCCGUUAUCAAUGAACUACCAAUACUUCAGCAAACCAAUCCUAAUGAGGGUUCUGAGCAAUUUCACCCUAUCAUUGAAGAAAAUGAGGAAGCGUCCUUUGACCUUGUCGCACCAUAUAACGGCGACAAAGUGCCACUGCAUACGCUGGAGCAACAAGCAGAUCUUAUGUUCUGCUCGGAUCAUAUGUUAGCAAUUCUGAGCAAUCCACGCUACCUUGCGCGGUUCCGCGAGUUCCUCGCCCAAGAACGGCCAGGCUCAAUCUCGACUCUCACUUACUAUCUCAAUGCUUCCAAGUCUCUGAAGGCAAUCCAGUAUGCCAACGCGCUUGUGCGCUUGUCUGUUGACGUGCCUACUGCCGGCAUUGAAACCGCAGAGUACCCUGUUGGUCCGACUAUCAACAUAGCCCUCGAACAGCGUGUACAGGCAGCGCUGGAUGCUUUGACCGCCGAGGAACUGCCUGCUUUCAUCACUUCGACCUGUAUAAAGAUUACCGGCAAGGUUGUCGAGGAGCGCAUACGAGGGACUUUGCCUGCUAAGUUUCAAGGAACGUCGGAUGGACUGGCGGAGGUAUUCUGUCUGACAGAUCCAUCGCGACCGGAUAAUCCUAUUAUUUUUGCAUCUGAGGAAUUUCAUCGCACUACACAAUACGGCAUGGAAUAUGUCCUCGGACGAAACUGUCGAUUUUUGCAAGGACCAAAAACAAAUUCCAACAGUGUUCGGCGAAUCCGAGAAGCGCUUAAAGCUAGGCGACAUCAUUCAGAGCUUUUUCUGAACUACCGCCGGGAUGGGUCACCGUUCAUGAAUCUUCUCCAAAUAGCUCCUCUGUGUGACAGUCGUGGAAGAAUCCGCUACUUCAUCGGUGCCCAGAUCGAUGUCUCCGGGUUAGCAAUGGAGGGCGCCCAGAUGGAAUCCCUUCAAAAGAUGCAGACACUGAAAACCGAUGCGGACGCAUACAGCCAGUUAAAAAAAGAACCAAAGAGCGAAUUUCAAGAACUCGGCGAACUACUCAGUCCGCGUGAAUUGCAGAACGUCCGCCAACACGGAGGAAGUCUAUUCCAGCCGACCAUCAAUGAAAAUCCCCACCAUCGUUUGUUCCUUCAAGAUUCCGAUACAGAGAGCGAAGUUCACGUCCCCUUGCAAGGGUAUCCAAGUCCCGCAUCCGAUCCAGCAUCUAAUCUGUCGCUAAGCGGUGUAUACAAAAAUUACCUUCUCGUCCGCCCUUAUCCUCAUCUCCGAAUCCUCUUUACCUCCCCCUCCCUCCAGAUCCCGGGAAUACUCCAAUCAUCAUUCCUAAACCGCAUUGGCGAGACAGGCGCCAAACGUGACGAUAUCAUUAACGCUAUGAAAGCUGGGCGAAGUGUCACCGCGCGAAUCAGGUGGCUGACCAAGUAUAAUGAUCAUGGCCGCAACCGCUGGGUUCACUGUACGCCGUUACUGGCGAAUAACGGCAAGGUCGGCGUAUGGAUGGUUAUUGUUGUUGAUGACGACGAAGAAGAGUCUGUUCGAUGGCAAGGCAACUGGCCGACCAUUUAG